Chanos chanos (milkfish) is the source of this 4430-nucleotide messenger RNA. RefSeq names its product zinc finger MYM-type containing 4, tandem duplicate 1 (gene zmym4.1). The record is from RefSeq and is a predicted model, not a curated record. The transcript is spliced from 25 exons. Bases 1 to 3951 code for a protein of 1316 amino acids. NCBI's taxonomy places the organism in Eukaryota, Metazoa, Chordata, Actinopteri, Gonorynchiformes, Chanidae. Gene Ontology annotation, molecular function: zinc ion binding.
AUGUCUGCAGGAAAAGAGACCCUGGACAAGCUGGAAAAUGGGGUGUCAGAACUUUCGACAGAAAAGCAGCAGAUACAGCCUGCACCAUCCCAGGCCUCCUCAGCUCUAUUACCCAACUCCAUCUCCACUGUGAAAGUCAAGGACGAACCUGUGGAUGAGGAGUACGAGCAAGCGAUGGCUCCUCAGGCCCCAGCGGGUGGUGUAAAGGUUGAGCCAGAAACUGCUGAAGAGUGUGGACAGCAACAGAAGGCCACAAACGAAUUCAAGAUCAGUGCUGUGUUUUCUGUGGGGCAGAAUCCUGCAUCAAUAGGAUCUACCCCUGCCCAGACGGCGGCGGCCGUCCCCCCCCCAAAGGCAGUCACUCCUUCCUCUGCCCCCAUGCCUUCGUUGGCGUCUGCCAGCUCUCUAUGUGUGGUGUGCUCAGGCUGUACAAAAGUCCUUCUGAAGGGGCAAACGGCCUACCAGCGCAAAGGCUCCAGCCAGCUCUACUGCUCCACUGCCUGCCUCACCCGCUCUUCCGCUGUCCUGAAGGCGGUGAUCAAGAAGACUUGUCACUAUUGUCUCAAGGAGAUUAUGAACCCUAAAGAUGUCAUCAUUGCCCCGGUGGACUCAGCAGGAGCAGUGAAGGACUUUUGUAGUCAGAAAUGCCUCAGUGGUUUUAAUUAUAAAAGAAGUAGUAUCAACUCUGACCACAGGAGUUCCAGGUGCAGCGUAUGUCAGAAAUUCUGCAUAACUCGUCAUGAAGUGACUUUUAUGGGCGCCGUUCACAAGCUCUGCGGCGACACCUGCUUCACCCAGUUCCGCUCGUCCAACAAACUGACGAUGAACUGCUGUGUAAACUGUGGAGGCUACUGCUACACUGGAGAGGGCAAGUCCCCCACGCUGAAGAUCGAUGGCAAUGCCAAAAAGUUCUGUAGUCAGAGCUGUGUCUCCAUCUACAAGAAGAAGAGUGUGAAGCCGGUUCCCUGCACGUUAUGCCGUGUCCUGCGUGCUCCGACCGACAUGGUGGAGAGCCCAGACUCUGACGGGACCCGGGAGCUGUUCUGCUCCGCGGCCUGCGUCACUGCCCAUAAAGUCCAGACCAUCAGCUCCUCUGGUACUGCACAGGAAUGCAACAACUGCAAAGUUACUAGUGUGCCUCAGUACCACCUUGCCAUGUCGGAUGGGUCCAUCCGCAACUUCUGCUCUUUCACCUGUGUGGUGGCCUUUCAGGAAGCUUUCAAUAAAGCAAACAAAUCGAGCCAGGUGAAUGUGACAACCUCUCAAACCAAAAUAACAUCCACGACGCAACCGGCCGCCUCUGUGUCUACUCCCUCUGAUCCUCCUUCCUCCACCACUGCCUCCACCAAAAGCCCCUCAGGGGUCCCCCUCACCCCUAAGGCCAUCAACCUCACCUGCAAACAGUGUCGUGUCCUCAUUAGCUCUAGGCCUGAGUUAGUGGAGUUUAAGUUUAAGAUGUUUGCCUUCUGUGACAAAUCAUGCGCAGAGGAAUUCCGAAAGAUCAACUCUGUGUUGGCGCCGUGUGUGUACUGCAAGAUCGAGAAAGUGGUCAGAGAGGUGAAGAGAAUUAACAAGGUGGACUGCACGUUCUGCAGUGAGGGUUGUAAGCUGCUCUACAAACACGACUUAGCCAAGCGCUGGGGUAAGAAGCACUGUCGCAGCUGUCACUACUGUGGCAGCACCUCCCAGUCUCUGGUCACGGGGGUGUUUUCCGGCAAGACCGAGGAGUUCUGUGGGAAUGAAUGUCUGUCGCUCUACACCCUCCUGUUCUGUCAGGUGGCAAAGUGUAACGUGUGCCAGCGUGCUCAGCAGAUGAAGGAGACCGUGAGAUGGCUGGGUGAGGUGAAGCACUUCUGUGACGUGCCCUGCCUGCUCCAGUUCUGCAGCCAGCAGAACAACGUGGAUGUCCGGGCCAUUAGGCCGGUCCUCAAGCCUUCGUCCGCACAGAGUAAGACAGUGCCCAUUCCCAUAUCCCCUGUGGUUUCCACAGCACCCUCUCACAGUAUUAAAGUUCCCACCCCUGUGGGGCCCAAAGAGGCUACGCCCGUCAUUGCCAGCGUCAUUUCUCUCUCCAACACGACUAACGGGCAGCCUAGUGUAUUGGCCAACACUGCCCUGCAAGGUACUGUCCCUGCUCCUCCUGUGAAAGUAACAGGACAUGCCAGCACUCAGACAGACUCUGUGAGGCUUCCUCCUACUUCAGCCCCCAGAAUCCUGAAGAAUAAAGCCCUGCUCUGUAAACCCAUGAGCCAGACCAAGGGCACCAUGUGUAAACCUAACACUGAAGACACUGAGACCCAGACAGAUGAAGACUUCCCAAAAGUGAUAGUGUUGCCUCUGCCAGUUCCUGUUUAUGUCCCAGUUCCCAUGCACCUGUACACCCAGUACACACCUCAGCCACUGGGCCUCCCUCUGCCGGUGCCUGUGCCCAUGUUCCUGCCCACCACUCUGAGCAGUGCUGAGGGCAUUGUCCAGACCAUCCAGAAGAUAAAGGAGAAGAUCCCUGACGAUCCCUUCGAAGCUGACCUCAUCAUGAUGGCCGAAAUGGUCGCCGAACAAAACGAGAGGGGACAACGUGCCUCCCAUAGAGACCAGGCCAGUACUGUCAGUGAGGAUUUGGACCUGGAGCCUUUGUCCAGUGCAGUGAGCUGUGAGGAUGAGAGCAGCUUCAGUAGUCAGCAGUGGAGUCAAAUCUCAGAACCAGAGGGAUCGCCUUCAGCCAAGCGGACCUCAGAAACACUCGCUCCUUCUCCAGAGCAGGGGCCUCAGGUGGACCUGGAAGCUGACUUUCCUAUUGAGUGCUUUGAGCUGUACGAGGAACAGCAAAAAGCGGGAAAAGAACAGCAGAGCACGCCGGCACAGAAUUUGAGAACCCACAAAAGAACCCGCGACAGCUUCCCUCAAAGGAAACGGGCCCGGAAACGUUCAGCGGCACCAGCCACCGCGGAGGUCGCCGUGCCGCCGGUCGCCGUCCCGAACAUGUCCGUGCUGCAGCAAGAGUACGGGGUGAACGCCUGGAAGAGCUGGGUUCGCUGGAGGACUGCACAGCCCAACAUGGACACGCCCAAAUUAGGCUCACGGCCUAUGAAACUGAAGGAAGACAUGCUGCAGUGCAGCACUGCAGAGCUAAGCUACGGCCUCUAUAAAUUCGUCAGUGAAGUGCGUCGGCCCAACGGGGAGAGUUACAGUCCGGACAGCAUCUUUUACCUCUGUUUAGGCAUUCAGCAGUAUUUGUUUGAAAACGGUAGGCUGGAGAACAUUUUUAGUGAUGUCUUCUACAGCAAGUUUACUCAGGAGAUAACCCGCAUUCUCAAAGACUGGAAACCAACAGUAUUACCUAGUGGCUACAUUCACUCGCGGGUAGAGGAAGAGUAUUUGUGGCAGUGUAAACAGCUGGGUGCAUACUCUCCCAGCGUACUGCUCAACACACUACUCUUCUUCUGCACUAAAAUGUUCAAAUUCAAGACGGUGGCACAACACCAGCGCCUCUCCUUCGCCCACGUCAUGCGCUGUACCCGACCCAGCGGCUCGGGCAAGGUCAGCUUCCUCCGCUUCUACCCCCCGACAACCAAAAGGGACAGUAUCCCAAACACAGAGAAGGAAGAUGGCUCUUCUAAGAGGAAGAGGGAGGAUGAGGAGGACAAUGACACGGGUGUCUUAGAGAUGCCUGAGAACACUGAAAACCCACUUCGCUGUCCAGUCAGACUCUAUGAGUUUUACCUCUCCAAAUGCUCCACUACGAUGAGGCAGCGCACCAACGUUUUCUACCUGCAGCCGGAACGUUCUUGCAUAUCCAACAGCCCCAUGUGGUUCUCCUCCAUGGCGCUGGACAGUGAAAUGCUGGAAGGCAUGCUCACGCGCAUCCUCAUCGUCCGACAGCUACACCUGGAGACCGAGCCGGCCCAAGGACAGGCCCCUGACUCCGACCACAAUGAACAUGCCUCGGAGUGAAACACACACACACGUGCUGUGCUAACGCCACACAUACAUGGACAUCAAGACCUAAUCACUCUUCCGCAGGGAUGGACUGCUCCUCUGUGUAUGGUGCUGUUUUGGGCCUUCCCACGAUCCCUUCGUGGUGGCCCUGCGGCGGUGUGCAUGCAGACGUUGCUAAUGUGAAAGGAGUCACCUUUCGUUUUGCUCUGCUCUUCAUUCACCACGUCUUCACCACGGAUAGUGUUACCGACUCCACCUUCAAAACGCACAGUUAUAUCACAAUAGUUCAUUUACCUGCUGUACUGUGGCCUGUUUGCUGUACGAGCACAUUGACGUAUGGCGUUACAUUGCUAAGUUUGUGUACUAAAUCAUUUCCCUCACUCUUGGGUCUGUUUGCAGUGCUUCUGUAAGAAUGAGUUUAAAAUUUAACAAGAAACUUGCUGGGAAAAAAAAAGAAUAAAACACAUGUUUGUAUGGUCCACACACAGAACACA